Molecule: messenger RNA, 2910 nt
Organism: Pristis pectinata (smalltooth sawfish)
Lineage: Eukaryota; Metazoa; Chordata; Chondrichthyes; Rhinopristiformes; Pristidae
Product: lysosomal protective protein-like
Exons: 11
Coding region: 87-1334 (415 amino acids)
Biological process (GO): proteolysis
Molecular function (GO): serine-type carboxypeptidase activity
Source: RefSeq, a predicted model, not a curated record
UUUUGAGCUCAUGCUGAAGCAACUGAAGGGGUUUAGCCCUAGGACACUGUCCUGGAGAAAUCAUCCAGUGAUAUCCUGGGGCUAGGAUGACCAACCUCCAACCACCACAGCAAUCUUCCUUUUGUGUGAGGUUUGUGACAUCCCAACGAGACCCAACCACUGACCCUCUGGUCCUGUGGCUGAACGGUGGUCCAGGGUGCAGCUCAUUGGACGGAUUCCUCUCUGAAAACGGACCUUUCCACGUGGACAGCGAUGGUAGCACCCUCUACAUUAACGAGUACAGCUGGAACAAGGUGGCCAACAUGCUGUACCUGGAGUCUCCGGCUGGGGUUGGCUUCUCCUAUUCCGACAGUGGAGACUACAUCACCAAUGAUAAGGAGGUCGCAGACAACAAUUACCUGGCCCUGCAGGAUUUCUUCAGGAAGUUCCCUGAAUUCGCAACGAAUGACUUCUACGUGUUCGGUGAAAGCUACGGUGGGGUGUACGCACCUACACUGAGCCUCAAGAUUGCAGAUGGUCCAGCCAAUAUUAACUUCAAGGGGUUUGGAGUUGGGAACGGAAUGAGCAGCCAGUAUUACAACGAUCAGUCACUUGUUUACUUCGCAUACUACCAUGGACUCAUCGGGGAUACGUUGUGGGCCAACCUGAAUACAUACUGCUGUGCAUAUGGACAAUGCAACUUCUACAGCAACAAUGACGUUUACUGCCAAGAAUCACUCUACAAAGUCUACCAGGUCAUCUACGAUGGUGGGCUCAAUUUGUAUUCGUUGUACAUGAAGUGCGCUGGGGGAAUACAGAAAAAUUUCGGACGAAUCCAGGCGGAAAUGAAGAACAUCUUCCAGUUUUACAAGUUUGACACAAAGAUGGCCGCAGACACAUCCAGGAACUUCGCUCCCCCGUGCAUCAAUGAUACAGCUCAGUGGACCUGGCUAAACCGCGCUGAUGUGAGAACAGCUCUGCAUAUCCCAGAAAACGUCCAGGGCUGGGAGCUCUGCAGUCAAACAAUCAGUCGAACCUACGGGCGCAUCUACACCACCAUGCACGACUUCUACCUGGCGCUGCUCAGCAAGGGGCUGCGUGUGCUGGUCUACAACGGGGACACUGACAUGGCCUGCAACUUCCUGGGCGGCAACUGGUUUGUGCGGGCACUGAAUCAGGUGAAAACGGUCGAUUACCAACCAUGGAUUUGCAAUAACCAGGUUGCUGGGUACUACGAGCAGUAUGAAAACCUCACCUUCCUGACUGUCAAGGGAGCUGGACACAUGGUACCACAAUGGGCACCAAGACGAGCCUUGCAGAUGUUCGAGUCCUACCUCUCCAACACUCCGUACUGAGGCAGCACCCACCGCGGUUCCCCAGCUCGCCGGCUUACUCGCCAACGGCCCGAUGAUUGGCCGCUUUUCUUGCUUCUCUUGCAACAAUGGGCUUCUUAAUCACAGUACACGAACCAAAGCAACGGGCACCAAGCUAAGCCAAGUCCGGGGGGCAAUACCUGGGCUCGGCGCAGAGACAGGAUCGGGCUGAUGUGCGCGACAUCAUGUUAACACUGAUAUGAAGAACUUGAAAGAGGUGGAAGGGCCCUUUCUCGGAUUGGCUCCUUUUGUACCUCCAGUCCUGGGAAGCUAGGGCUGGCUGAAUUAGAGGUUGUCCUGGGCUUGCUUUUAAUCAGCACAUGUAACUGGACCCAGGUAACGAAUUACAGCAGUAAUACAGUGCAGAUUAUACUGAAAGAUAGUGGAAGGUGAACUGCCACAGCUUCAAGCAACAUUCAUGAACCCUGCUCAAUAUCCAUGAGAUGAGAGGUCUCCCAGAGACAUGUUCACGGACACCUGGUUAACAUUGGGAUACAGGCAGUCUCCGGGUUAUGGCAGUUUGUAACCCGAACAGAGAACUGUUCAUAACCCAAACUGUUGGUAAGUCAGAGAUGAACAACAAGUGCGUGGGAGAGGGUCACAGAAACAGCGGUGACGGGACGUGGGGAGAGCAGCUGCCAGCCGGCUUCACUGACUCGGUGAGCGAGCGAGUGAGUCUGCUCAGCACUCCCUGGCUCUGCUUGGCUCCACCCGGCCCCCGAUUGUUGUGGGGUGUGGAGAGAAGGCAAGGAGAAAUGCCCCUUUCCCACCCGGCAGAAGACACCUGUGGCCCCACAGCAGAUGGAAAAUCCAUCCCCAUCCAUCCCACCGGUCUCCCAGUUGCUCGUCCAUGUGUACAAAUUGUCCAUAAGUCGGGCGCUUGUAACCUGGGGAGGACCUGUACAGUGUUGUCCAGAGCCAAUGUUAUCCAUCCAAAGCAAUCCUGUCCAGUAAACAGGGUAUGAAUAUGUCCUGGGGAUUGUUCCCCUUUUCCAGCCCAGACAAACCCAUUAGCCUAGUAUGGGGCCAGACCCCUACAAGGAACAUCCUCUGCCCACUCCUUGCACAGAAGGGUUUCCUUCUGCUCAGUUUGGUGGUGUUGCUGUUUCUAAGUACAAAUCCUGUUUUAGGAUUUGGCUGUUCUGCACUCAGGGAAUCACUGUCAAUCACUGGAAAUGCACAAACCAAUCAGUUCCUUGAAGGAGCUUCUUCCUUAAUGAUUUACUAUGAUGUUAAUGUGAUUUUCAAACAAAAGGCAAGGAGGCAACUGAACAAGUUCAACAACUUCACCGCCUCCAGAGAAUGAUGCUUGGCCCACAGUAUGGGACACGUCUUCCUUCUGGUGAACAAGAUCAGAGUUACAGGAGCACCGGGCAUGGCAGCAAACACACAGUUUGCAUUGACACAGUACCUUGUGUGGACCUGGUCUCCAAGACCUUUAACACUGCUUGACGUGGAAUUCUCUGCGCUGGUGGCUGUGCAGAAUGGGAAUGUGUUGCACCCUUUCAGUGCAUGUGCCUGGGGUCAAUGCUACAGGGUAUUCUGAAGUACAAUGAGC